UGUUCUAGCAACACCGCAUCCCUUCGCCUUUGUUCUCAUCUAUUCUCCUCUAUUCCAUUUUCCAAACCUUCCAGCAUUUUCUAAACUCCAUUCUUUAACCCUCUAUUAAAACCACAACUACAUUUCCCCAAAUCAAAACAAACUGAAAAACAUAAUCACUAAUCAUAUCAUCUAAUUCCAUCAUAAUAUAAUCUCAAUCAUUCAAACCAAUCAUCAAUUCAUCAUGAAGCCAAUAGCAGGGGACGAUCCAGUGACACUCCGAACCAAACACCGCGACGAAGAAGGCAAGGUCGUAUCCGAGAAGAUAGAAUUGCACGCACAAGACAAAGAUACCCUUAAGCAUAUUGAGAAGAAACUCGUCGAUACGGGUUUACACCGUCUCGAACGACACUCAGCUGACACAAGGGCGUCCGUGAAGAAACCCCCUCCUAAGAAGGGACACGGUGGGAAGUAUACGUGGGAAGGGCCCGACCUUGAGGCCGAUAACGAGCUCAAGGCCGAACCCGCUAUCGAUGAAGGUGAUCCUAAUUAUGUUGAUGAGGAGGAAGAGGUGGUGGAUGAUGAGGAAGUGAAAGAGAGGGUGAAAGGUGAAGUUGAGGUGGCUAAGGUUGUUGAGGAUAAAGAAGGUGUUGCUAGAGUUGAGGUUGAUCCUCGGAUCAUUAAUAAUACUAGUGUUUGAAAUUUUGUAAUUAUCUAGUUUGUUGUUUAAUUUGCAUGUAAUGGGGUUUAAUUAACUGCUUAA
Messenger RNA from Chenopodium quinoa (quinoa), 742 nucleotides. RefSeq lists its product as uncharacterized. The transcript has a single exon. Lineage: Eukaryota; Viridiplantae; Streptophyta; Magnoliopsida; Caryophyllales; Amaranthaceae. Bases 224 to 679 code for a protein of 151 amino acids. The record is from RefSeq and is a predicted model, not a curated record.